AUCUCACGUUAUAUACAUAUCGUUUAUAUAAAUACUUAUAUCCCGAAUAAUCUUCCCUUACUUCUCUUGUUUCCACUCUCACCUUCCUACCUAUAUAAAACCCUAUCUACUUCACUCUUCCUCUCAACUCUCUCUUCUUCUCCUUGCUCUGUUCUUUCUUCCCUCUCUCUCUCUAGAAAGCAACUAUGAUAGUGGUUAGAGAAUACGACCCUAGCAGAGACUUAGCCGGUGUGGAGGAUGUAGAACGACGGUGCGAGGUCGGACCAAGCGGCAAGCUUUCUCUCUUCACCGACCUUUUGGGUGACCCGCUUUGUAGGAUCCGACAUUCACCUUCUUUUCUUAUGCUGGUGGCUGAGAUGGGUACGGAGAAGAAGGAGAUCGUGGGCAUGAUUAGAGGUUGCAUCAAAACCGUUACAUGUGGCAUAAAACUCGAUUUAAAUCAUAAAUCCCAAACCGACACCGUUAAACCUCUUUACACUAAACUCGCCUACGUUUUGGGCCUCCGUGUCUCUCCUUCUCAUAGGUUUCCGUUACUCCCACUAAUCGCGCAAUUACAAAAAAAAGUUAUAAUUAUUUACACGUUAAUUAUGGUUUUAUGCAGGAGGGAAGGAAUAGGGUUUAAGCUCGUGAAGAUGAUGGAAGAAUGGUUUACGCAAACCGGCGCAGAAUAUUCGUAUAUUGCAACUGAAAACGAUAACCAAGCUUCCAUUAAUCUUUUCACGGGAAAGUGCGGUUACAGCAAGUUCCGUAAACCGUCCAUUUUGGUUAAUCCGGUUUACGCCCACCGGGUUAACGUCUCACGUCAAGUAACCAUCAUCAAACUGGACCCGGUUGACGCAGAAUCUCUGUACCGGCUCCGGUUCAGUACAACAGAGUUUUUCCCGCGGGAUAUUGAUUCGGUGUUGAACAACAAACUGUCUCUCGGAACUUUUGUCGCGGUGCCACGUGGCAGCUGUUAUGGGUCCGGGUCAGGAUCAUGGCCCGGUUCGGCAAAGUUUCUGGAGUAUACACCCGAGUCAUGGGCUGUGUUGAGCGUUUGGAACUGCAAAGACUCGUUUCGGUUGGAGGUUCGUGGCGCGUCGAGGUUGAGACGUGUAGUGGCUACGACGACUCGUGUCGUUGAUAAAACGCUGCCGUUUUUGAAACUUCCUUCGAUACCGUCGGUGUUUAAACCGUUUGGUCUUCACUUUAUGUACGGUAUCGGCGGAGAAGGCCCACGUGCAACAAAGAUGGUGAAGUCAUUGUGUGGUCAUGCACAUAACAUGGCGAAGAAAGGAGGUUGUGGUGUUGUUGCGGCAGAAGUUGCCGGAGCAGAGCCGUUACGGCAAGGGAUACCUCACUGGAAAGCACUAUCGUGUGACGAAGAUCUAUGGUGCAUUAAACGGCUUGGAGAAGAGUAUAGUGACGGUGUUGUUGGUGACUGGACUAAGUCACUACCUGGCACUUCAAUCUUUGUGGAUCCUAGAGAAUUUUAAAGUUAAAACUUAUUACAACCUUCAUGUCAUAUAUAUAUUAGGGGGGUUUCUUGUAAGCUCGUGUUUUGUUCUUUUUCUUGAUGGGUUCAGUUUUAGGAAGUAAUCUUUUUUUCUUCUAAUUAAUCUUUUUUUUUGGUGUGGGUGUUAAUAACUUAGUGGUAAGGCAAAAUCUCCUACUUUUGGGGUUUGUGUUUUCUUGUCUGUAAAUGGAACUAGCUUUUUAAGAUACUUUUUCUGUGGCAAUGUUAAUAAAAUUAUAUA
Molecule: messenger RNA, 1736 nt
Organism: Brassica napus (rape)
Lineage: Eukaryota; Viridiplantae; Streptophyta; Magnoliopsida; Brassicales; Brassicaceae
Product: probable N-acetyltransferase HLS1
Exons: 2
Coding region: 186-1475 (429 amino acids)
Molecular function (GO): acyltransferase activity, transferring groups other than amino-acyl groups
Source: RefSeq, a predicted model, not a curated record